Molecule: messenger RNA, 4350 nt
Organism: Gymnogyps californianus (California condor)
Lineage: Eukaryota; Metazoa; Chordata; Aves; Accipitriformes; Cathartidae
Gene: SHOC1
Product: shortage in chiasmata 1
Exons: 28
Coding region: 4-4350 (1448 amino acids)
Biological process (GO): resolution of meiotic recombination intermediates
Cellular component (GO): condensed nuclear chromosome
Molecular function (GO): single-stranded DNA binding; ATP hydrolysis activity
Source: RefSeq, a predicted model, not a curated record
AAGAUGUUUGCAGCUUUAAAGUAUCACUCAACAGACUAUUUAUAUGAGAGCGUGGCAAGACAGAAGUUUUCCAUCUGCAGAUUAUCGCUUUGCUUUCCUCCCUGUUUACACCAAGAAGAAAAGUAUCAUCUCACUGGACUCUUUGCUGAUGAUAAGUAUAGGAAGCCAUGGACUAGAAUUUCUUCAACACAGAACAUGAUCACUAUUUCAGUAUUGGAUCAAUGGAAGAAAAGUUUAUCUGUGGAGGAUUUCCUGGAAAAGAAACCUGUCUCCUCUGCAGAGUUCCAUAUUAGUAAUGAAUUAAUAGAAGUUAUUCCAAGUUCAAAUCCCAGCUCUCAGACUGACGUAGAAGGACCUUUUUUAUUUAUGAAGAAUGUUUUUAAGGAAGAAUCCACCCAAGACAAAUAUUUGAAGACUGACUAUGCCACUGAAUUUAAAGAACAAUGGCAAGAUUUAUGUAUGGAAGAGGAGCUUGUUUUUACUGAUAAUCUUGAAAAUUUUCGUAAAAAACUGCCUACUUCAUCUGUACUUCUGAGCAGACUACAGUUUUUUUUAGUGAAAGAUCCCCUUUUAGAUUCUGAAGGACAGAAUUUAACAGAAGAGAACAUUUUCAGGGAAUGUUUGACUUUCCAAAAUGAAAUGGAGAUGAAAGAGAGUAAAAAAGAAUUGCAGAGGAUUAAAGAGAACUUCUGUACCAUAUCUAUAAAAGAUGAAGAGUAUUUCAUGUUGCCUGUUGAGUUAGAAUUCAGCAAACCCAGCAAUGACAGAUCAGAUUCUGUUAAGAUUCCAUCAUAUUUGGAACUGAAAGAGUUGUUAAAUUUAGCUCCAGAAACUAUGGCUGACGAAGACAUGUGCAAAGAGGUGAUCAAAGAAGAUCUCAAAGCAGAAAUUACGUACAAAAUAGAAAUUUCCAAGUACUGUCCCAUACCACAAGGGUGCUCCAGUAAUAGCAGAAGUAUGUUGGAAUUCUGUGAGUCAGCUAAAUAUGUUCCAUACCUGAAAGAUGAAAUGGAAGUACCUUUAACUCCUCCAUGCAGAAAACAAAGAUCAUGGGUUAAUUUUCUGUGCACACGACUUCAAGAAGAACCUAUUCUGCUUUCUGGUAACAGUAUUUUGAUUACAGAGGCCUCUAGGGAAUACUUAGAAUCUUUGGUAUGGCAAUCAGAGAAGUAUCGGGAUAAUAUGAACUCUCUUUUGCUUGUCGAGCAUCAGACUGUUAAACUUGCAUAUCAGCGUCAUUCGCUUACAGAACUAAAGGAAAUGCUACCAGUUGAAGUAGAAGCACCAAUGCUUAGCUCCCUAGAGGAGGGCUGGUGGCUUCAUUUGGGUUUAAAUCUAGUCUCUAUAGAAACUUUGGAGCAAUUGAAUAUGGAUGCCAGUAAUGCAAACAGUUUACUUCCUACAGAAGUAGAAACAUUCACACGAUUUACAUCAUAUCAGUUAGAAAGGUGGCUUGAAGAGAAGUAUUCUGUGACAAACCAGGAGCUGCUUUCUGCUGAAAGACAUCAGUCGGACAAAGUAAUUAAUCUUUCCAUGUCACCACAGACUCAAAGGCAGUACUUUGCCCUGCAUAUGAGUGCUGCAUCAUCUGCCAAAAUUCACAGUACAAAUACAUCUGCAGAAGAGCUUACUGGAGGAAGCAUAAAAAAGAAUAAGGUAGAAGAGGCAAUUUAUUUCUUAAACCAAGAAAAGAAACCCCCCAAAUUAUCUGAAUGUGUCAGCUGUAAAGAUGUGUCUUCUAAACAAGACAACUCAUCCAGUAAUCAAAAGCCUGCAUCAUUUGCACUUGCUACAAAAUGGGACAAUGAUGAUUCUGAUCUGAGCAAUUUUAUCAUGCUGAGAUCUAAACAUACAGUCACCCAAAGAGAGGAAAAAAAUGAUGUAGAUAGUCCUGAAAAAGUGCUACAACCUGAAGAACAGCAUAUGCAUGUUCAUGAAGAGGACAGUUCUGUUUGUGAGACUGGAAGAACAGAGGAAAAAGAACAAGAGAAUGAGGACAGUGUCACAGUCGAUAUUCAAGCAUCAGAAAGCCAAUGCCAGGCAUACUGCCUCUUGGAAGAAGCAGCCACUCCUGUGCUAAAAGAUUUGACACAUCUGGGUGUACUUGCUUCUGUAAAUUGGAGCUUUGACAGCGUUAAAUUUGAUCAUACAAGGUUUUUCUUAAAACAGCAAGAGAAAGUGAUAUGUGAUUGCUUUAAAGAAGGUAAAAUAAAUGAGAAGGAAAUCAUGCUGUUCAGACAUGCUGCUCUGGUGCACCUGCUGGUGACAGUUCGAGAUCUACUAUUAACCUGUGGCUUGGACACAGCACUAGGUUAUUUGUCCAAGGCAAAGGAUAUCUAUAAAAACAUCUUAGAAUCUUGUUUGAAUAACAUCUGGAGGCAGUUGAAGAUUGUACAGUACAGCAGCCAGAAAAAGCAUGAAACGAAUCCCAAAAUAACAGAGCUUCAGUGUCAAAUGUUAAAUUGGAUGCAACGUUAUGGAAAGGAACACAGUGUUAAGAUACUAAUCAUAACAAGGAUGGACUCAGAGAGAGAAAAAGCUGCCCUCAUUCACAUGUUAUCUCAAGUAGAAGGUUUAAAAGCUGUGGAUUUGAAUUCUGAGAAAAAAGGAACCUUUUUAGGUUGUAAAGAUAUCAUAAACAACCUUAGUAGAUAUUCCUGUAUUAUUGUACAUAAUCAGCAAAUUGGAGCUGACUUCCCUUGGACACACUUCUCAUUAGUAAUGGAAUACGAUUAUUCUGAAAACUCUUGCUGGAAAAAUCUGUGCAAAAAUCUGAAUGUUACUUACAUGACUUUUAAAACGACUCUCCCUGAAACAAUACAAAUGGGCAAUCACUGUGGUUCCUUUCUUCUGGAGGUACAGAUUCCAUAUGUAUUUCUGACAACUGAAGGUCUUCUUAAUAUGCCAGAUAUUCUUCAGCUUUUGGAAUCCAAGUACAACAUUACCUUUGUUGAAAGAAGCAGUAGUUACUCCUUAAGGCUCUUUGGAAGUACAGACCAAUAUGUUGUAUUGACAAUAGAUGAAUGUACUGCUAUCUUUUUGCAGAGUAUGGAAGAACUAAAUUAUGAGAAAUCCUAUGACAAUGUAAUAUCGAAGCUGAUGGCAUUAUCGCUCCAAUAUACAUGCUGUUGGAUUGUUUUCUAUUCCAGAGAAAGACUGAGUUUAGAGUACAGUCUCAGAGGAGAUACUCUGCUUAACCUUGUCUUAAUUUAUGCCACUCUAGUUGAACUUACACAGAAGUCAGAAGACUUUGAAGUGAAGGUAGUUCUUAUGCCAGGGAUUGAAGAGACAGCACUGGUAAUCCGUCAGAUUGCUGACAACAUUUUGAUAGCAUCUAAUAUCAGUCCUCAUGAGUGGUUGGACAAAUCCUGGCUUUCUGUCUUGCCAUCUGAGACAGAGAAAUGCCUGCUUUCUUUUCCAUGUAUCAAUCCUCUGGUUGCUCAGUUUAUGUUAAAGAAGGGAUCUUCGCUGAACAGAUUGUUUCUUGCAAGCUUUGAUCAACUUCAGGAACUUCUGCCAGAGGUUCCAAAAAAAGUUUUAAAGCAUUUUAGUGACAUGACAUCUUCGUAUACCCUAAAUGCUGCUGCUCCACUAGAAACAGCAGUGAAAGGUGCAUCACCCCCAGAAAACCAGAAUAACUUCAACACAUUCUGUCCAGACUAUAAACAAAAUCAGUCUUUAGAGCUGCUUGGAACAUCUCAUAUGAGUUCUGAAGCCAUAAUUCCUCCACUGAAUCAUCAUCAGGGUUUUUUUGACUCUGAUCUUCCAAGCUAUAUGCAAAAGAAAUCAUGUUCUUCAGAAGUAAUUACGGGGAUGAAGCAGAGUUUCUUUUCUGUGCCAAAGGACUGUGAAGAAUUUGCUCAUCUAGAUGUUAUGAAUUCUCUCCGUGUUCAAAGACAGCCUUUCAGGAUGCACUAUAGCUCUGAUCAUUCUUCCAAAAACUCUGAAAAAGAGGAUUUCUUUGCAACUUUCAGUGACUAUGCACCUCAGGAGAGCUCUAAGAGUUUUCUAGAAGAAUCUAGAGACACAACAUUUAAAAGCCCCGAAAUUCUGAUUGACCAGGCCCCAUGGAAUGACCUUUCAUCCACAGGCCCAUGUGAUUCAUUUGCAUCUGAUGGUUUUCUCUCUGAUUUCUUUGUUGACCCAGAUGAGCUUCAAAGUCUGAAUUCUCACAAAAUAGGUAGACAAUCUAAAAGAAGGAGAAAACAAAGUCCACCAUUCUUAUGGACAAAAGAAAAAAAUAGAACAGAUUCAGGAUUUGCAGAAGUACCAAAAUUCAAAAAAAGGAGAUUGACAUAUGAAAGAGUCCCUGGAAGAAGUGAUGGACAAACACGUCUUAAAUUUUUUUGA